GCGGUCUCUCUUUGUGGGCCCUGGCUCUUCUUGGUGCUUGUCUGGUCUUCUGAGAUCUAAAUCCAGCAGUAAAUCCAAGGGUAGGACUGUCGGGCAAAGCUCUGACCACUCGUUUAACAUCGUGUGCCUCGGCUGCAGGUGUGCAAACCCCACUCACUCAUCGACAGACAGACAGACAGACAGUGAGACAGGUCUCUGCUCACCCAGGGCGUCGACUGGCCAACCAGCGAGAGCAUCCAUUCAUCCUUUCAUUGGCAGCUGAAGGGUUUCCCAGUCGUAGCUACCUAGCGUUAGCCAAGAGGGCAGCUGUGUCUGAGGCAUACUUGGAAAAAAAAAAUGUCGGGUUACCAAGGAAAGAAGAACAUCCCACGAAUUACAAGUGACCGUCUCCUCAUCAAAGGAGCAAAGAUAGUGAACGAUGAUCAGUCAUUCUUGGCUGAUAUCUACAUGGAGGAUGGAGUCAUCAAGCAAAUAGGAGACAACCUUAUUGUUCCCGGGGGAGUUAAGAUCAUAGAGGCUCAUGGGAGAAUGGUGAUGCCUGGGGGUAUUGACGUGCACACCCGAUUCCAGAUGCCUGACCGAGGCAUGGUGGCAGCAGAUGACUUCUACCAGGGCACCAGGGCGGCCCUGGCUGGGGGGACGACUAUGAUCAUUGACCACGUGGUGCCGGAGCCUGGCGCCAGCCUGGUGGCGGCUUUCAAACAGUGGAGGGAGUGGGCUGAUAGCAAGUCCUGCUGUGACUAUUCUCUGCAUGUGGACAUCACCGACUGGAACAAAGGCACUCAGGAAGAGAUGGAGACCCUAGUGAAGGAUCAUGGUGUCAACUCUUUCCUGGUCUAUUUGGCUUAUAAGGAUGUUUUCCAACUUUCUGACUAUCAGAUCUAUGAGGUGUUCAGUGUCAUCAGGGACCUUGGAGCCAUUGCCCAGGUGCAUGCUGAGAAUGGAGACAUCAUUGCAGAGGAGCAGAGACGUAUUCUAGAGCUGGGGAUCACUGGCCCUGAAGGUCAUGUGCUCAGCCGCCCAGAGGAGGUGGAGGCCGAGGCAGUCAAUCGCUCUGUCACCAUAGCCAAUCAGACCAACUGUCCACUCUACAUCACCAAGGUGAUGAGCAAGAGUGCUGCUGAUGUCAUUGCCCUCGCCAGGAAAAAAGGUGCUGUGGUUUACGGAGAGCCCAUAUCUGCCAGCCUGGGCACAGACGGUACCCAUUACUGGAGCAAGAACUGGGCCAAGGCUGCAGCCUAUGUCACUUCUCCACCGCUCAGUCCCGAUCCCACCACCCCCGACUACCUCAACUCUCUGUUGUCAUGUGGGGACUUGCAGGUGACUGGUAGUGCUCACUGCACUUUCCAGACUUCUCAGCGUGCGAUAGGCAAAGAUAACUUUACCUUAAUCCCAGAGGGCACCAAUGGCACUGAGGAGAGGAUGUCUCUAAUCUGGGACAAAUGUGUGGUGACUGGCAAGAUGGAUGAGAACCAGUUUGUGGCAGUGACCAGCACCAACGCAGCCAAGACCUUCAACCUGUUCCCCCGAAAGGGCCGCAUCGCUGUGGGGUCUGAUGCUGACCUCGUGCUGUGGGACCCGGAUGUCACUAAGAUCAUCUCAGCCAAGAACCACAACCUGGCUGUGGAGUACAACAUCUUUGAGGGCACAGAAGUGCGUGGAGGUCCUGUGGUGGUGAUCAGCCAGGGCAAGAUUGUGCUGGAGGAGGGCAGCCUUCACACCAUGGAGGGCUGCGGGCGCUACAUCAGCCGCAAACCCUUCUCCGACCACGUGUACAAGAGGAUAAAGGCUCGCAGCAGGCUCACAGAGUUGCGAGGAGUCCCCAGGGGCCAGUACGACGGGCCGGUGUGUGAGGUGACUGUGACUCCCAAGGUGAUGUCCACAGUCUCCUCGGUGAAGACUUCCCCCGCCAAGCAGCAGCAGCAGCAGCAGCAGCAGCAGUUUGCCCACCAGCAGCCAGUGCGCAACCUUCACCAGUCUGGCUUCAGUCUGUCUGGUGCCCAAAUUGACGACAACGUCCCCCGCCGCACCACUCAACGCAUCGUGGCUCCCCCUGGCGGGAAAGCCAACAUCACCAGCCUCGGCUAAGCUCUUUACUCAACCGAGCCGGGGUUGCGGGGCACCACGGGACCAGACGUCACUCUCACCGCCGUCACAUCUGGUCACCUCUGACUCCCCCUGCACCCCACCCAAACGCACUCCAUCGAUUCUUAUUCACACACCACCACUCUGUCACCUCAUGCAACAAAAAAAGAAAAGAAGGCACUAUUCCAUUUCAUCUUUCCUGCCAUAUUCCAUUGUCAAAGGAAGGAUCAAGUGAAUUGAAGCAGCUUUUUUUUGCUGUUUUUAACCCCAGUUUGAUGACUAAUGAAAUUAAUUUGUUUACAUUUUUUGUAUAAUUUUGUGCUGUACAUGUUGUUGUUUAGUUGGCUCAGAAAGUUGACAGAAAACCCGUCCCGAUAAGCAGCCAGUUUCGUGAGCGGGCAUUUUAGAAACAGUUGUUUACAGUUUUUUCUUCACGUGCUGUUUAUUUCCCAGAUAUAAGUUAGAAUGUGCUGGUGGUCGUCACACAGCGCCACCUUCUGUUGACAGUAAAGCCUCCGUUGUUUGUGCUGUAACACUGUUACACUGUAAGAUUGCUGUUUUUAGUACAAAAAUGUUGUUACAUUGCUGCCACAAAAAACUAACCAUGAAAAGAAGAAUACAGAAUACAGUUCCUGCAUCUUAUAACACUGUUUGCAGUAUUGUAAGUGUAGAACCUGUGUACGGCUGAACAAUUCAUCUUGGUCUUCCUUUUGUGUUAAAGUUGCACUUUUUUAAACAUUUCAUCACGUUAAGUCAUUUUGGAAAGCGCUGACUGCACUGAGAAGGAAAAGAAAGGGUAUGUUACGGUUAAAACCUCCCAUUCAGCUUCACCCUGAAUGUUGGAGGGGGAGGGGAGAAACGGAUGGCACAUUACAUUUUUGUCCGAGAACCUAUUCCUUCAUUUCAUAAUUACGUUUCUCUUCCUCACGUUUGUUAAGAGGUUGUCAGGGCAACAAGCUUCCAAUAAUCAAUCCGGUGUACGUUGUUCAGACACCACGAAAAAGCUAGACGGGAGAUUUGCCGACAACCUCUCCACCUGGUGCUAUAUGACCUUUGCUGUAUAUGUGCAGAUGAUGUCCACACUGCAAUCGUGUAAGCUCUGUAAGAACAGCAGCCACAGUCACCAUUUACCCACUUUAUUUUAUUAUUUUUGAAACAAUUUUGUUUUGCACCUGUAACAAUCCAAAUGUAUGUGAGCUUGCAACUUUUUAUUUGUAUUGGAUAUGUCUGUACAAUUUAGGAUAUUUGUUGAUACUUGCCUGCCUGUUCUGUAAGAUAUUGAUAGCACACUGUAUCUAUGAAGGCUCUUUAAAGAAGUGGAGCGAUGAUCUUUGAGACCUGAUGAAAAAUGCUUCAGUUUGUAUAUGAAAUCCCUCACAGUGUGCUGAUGAUGUGUCCACUGUUCUCGGUGUUAGUGUUGUGAAUGAAUUACAGUUUUUCUUCCUCUUACACUCCCCCCACCUGCCCCGACAUUGUCAGUCCACUCGAGGUAGUAACUGUAUUAACCGAACCGCAAUGGGUUGUCAGUUUCACGGCACUGUACGGCCAUACUGUAAAACACUGGGUUAUCUCCUCCUCAUUGCCUUGUCAAGUGUAGAUUUUGUAUGCCAAGCUAUAAUGUGAAGUGAUUUGCAUUCGGGGAAGUUUCUUGGUAAUGGUUAUUGAGUUGUGAUGUUGAGCACUGUUGUUGCCCCUCUCCCAGCAAGUGUGAUACUCUCUCGGUCAUGUAUGUUUUGUAGGACACCAGGGUUUUUGGGGGGGGAAUCAUCAGUCCUGUCAGCAUUUGACCCUAUCUGUGUUGA
Molecule: messenger RNA, 3887 nt
Organism: Morone saxatilis (striped sea-bass)
Lineage: Eukaryota; Metazoa; Chordata; Actinopteri; Moronidae
Gene: dpysl2a
Product: dihydropyrimidinase like 2a
Exons: 14
Coding region: 337-2088 (583 amino acids)
Cellular component (GO): cytosol; cytoplasm
Molecular function (GO): hydrolase activity, acting on carbon-nitrogen (but not peptide) bonds, in cyclic amides
Source: RefSeq, a predicted model, not a curated record